Humulus lupulus (European hop) is the source of this 2965-nucleotide messenger RNA. Its product is annotated as protein EXPORTIN 1B-like. Gene Ontology annotation, molecular function: nuclear export signal receptor activity. Gene Ontology annotation, cellular component: nucleus; cytoplasm. Gene Ontology annotation, biological process: ribosomal small subunit export from nucleus; ribosomal large subunit export from nucleus; protein export from nucleus. Bases 1056 to 1640 code for a protein of 194 amino acids. The record is from RefSeq and is a predicted model, not a curated record. NCBI's taxonomy places the organism in Eukaryota, Viridiplantae, Streptophyta, Magnoliopsida, Rosales, Cannabaceae. The transcript is spliced from 15 exons.
GCUAUGGUUAAAUAGAAAAAUCAGGCGCGCUCGGUACAGUAAAAUUUUACAGCCCGCCACUAGCUUUUCCAUCUCCCCCUCUAAUAUUCUAUUAGCCUAUCUCUCUCUCUCUAUCUUGUAUCUUCUUCUUCACAAAUCAACCCUAACCGUGUUCCCCUCUGUCUCUUUUUCUCUCCCUCUAAAAAUAGCCACACACACUACAAUCUCUUGCCUUCUCUCAAUCUCUCGUUCAUCCCACUCACAGUGACUAUUUCUUUCGCUCUCUCUGGUUUGGAACCAUCGUUCACCGACCUCUCUCUCUCAUUCUCUUUCAGAUGUGGGUGCUAAGGAUCAAUGAUGAAGGGUCCCAAGAAAGGGCUUUGGGACGAUGAUGAAAAGACGCAAUAAGGGGCGAAGCAGAUGCUCCCCAAAGUGCUUUGACCCUUUCUUCUCCCUAGCGCGAACCAGAGGCCUUUCCUCCAUGGGCGAUGGGCAACCGAGUCUGUCCAUUAUGUGAAGUAAGUUUAACGGCGCCAUUCACAAGGGUAUGCCCCACAAGUUCUACCAUGGCAGAACUGGGCAUGUCUGGAACAUCACCAAGCGCUAUUGGCGUGGAGGUUAACAAGCAGGUUGGGAACCGCAUCAUUAAGAAGAGGAUUCAUGUUCGUGUGGAGCAUGUCCAACCCUCUAGUUGCACUGAGGAGUUCAGAAACAGAAAGUUAAGGAACGAUAAGCUCAAGGCCGAGGCCAAGUUGAAGGGUGAGGCCAUCAGCACCAAGAGGCAGCCAGAGGGUCCCAAGCCAGGUUUCAUGGUCGAAGGAGCUCAGUUAGAAACUGUCACCCCCAUUCCUUAGGAUGUUGUCAACGAUCUCAAGGAAAUAUUCCAAGAGUCCAAGAUUUUCGGUUUAUGAAAGACAAAAAGCAAGAGGCAUUCUCAUGACACCAGGUCUUCAAGGCAGCUCACCUCACUAGUCAUGGCAUCAAUUCGGAAGGACACCUCAAAGCUUCACAAAAGCCAGAUGGCAGCAAGCAGUAGGCACAACACCUCAGUAUCUCACGGCAUCAGAUUUUGAAGCAUGAUUGGCCAGAAAGAUGGCAAAGCUUUAUUCCUGAUCUUGUUUCUGCUGCUAAAACUAGUGAAACAAUUUCUUCUAAGUGAAGAGGUGUUUGAUUUCUCAAGAGGAGAGAUGACUCAAAGUAAGAUAAAGGAGCUUAAACAAUCAUUGAACAGUGAAUUUCAACUCAUUCAUGAGCUAUGCUUAUAUGUACUAUCAACCUCUCAAAGAACUGAGCUUAUACGUGCAACACUCUCCGCAUUGCACGCAUUUCUCUCAUGGAUUCCCCUGGGAUAUAUAUUUGAGUCUCCAUUGCUUGAAACGCUGCUGAAUUUUUUCCCCAUGCCAUCGUAUCGGAAUCUCACUCUUCAGUGUUUGACAGAGGUUGCAGCACUUAAUUUUGGAGAUUUCUACAAUGCCCAGUACGUUAAGAUGUACACCAUAUUCAUGAAACUGUUACAGACCAUGAUUCCUCUUAAUACAAACAUUCCUGAGGGUUAUGCAAUUGGUUCCUGUGAAGAGCUUUUAUUCAGAAUUUGGCUUUGUUCUUCACUUCAUUUUAUAAGUCUCACAUUCGUGUGUUGGAAACUCCUGGAGAGAACAUAGCUGCUUUGCUCAUGGGUGUUGAAUAUCUUACCAAAAUUUCAUAUGUGUGCAGGGGCUUCUCUCGGAAACUAGCUUUGGAGAGGGACAGUGCGACGACAUCAUUCUUCAACGGUGUGUAACAAGGUGGUGGAGGCCCACGGCUUGGGUCGUGUGACAGGGAGGCUUGACUCGUGGGUCUACGGCGUGGCUCGCUCAUGGGUGCGACGGUGGUUUAUUCGACGGGUUUGAAUUUAGUGAGGUUAUUCUACAACAUUUAUGGGUUUAAUAAUUGUUUUGAGUUUCCAAACUCAUGUUAUGCUUAGGCACAGUAUGAUGCCUCCUUUCUCACAUUUUAGUUUUCAUAAAGUACAAUUACUAAGUACCUGUGAUAGUUUAUUUAUAAUGUCUUAUUGAUACAUGAUUUGAAUUUUUACUUGUGCACCAAAGAUUCUUUUUGUUGCACUUGUAAGUUAUUGUUUUGAUGAGCCACAUUGUGCUGAGUGUUAGCUGGGAUAUAGGAAUUGGCCAGCAUGUGAAGGAUGUCUGGGAUAUAGGAAUCUUACUUUUUGUUUGAAUAAGUAUAUAUGCUUAGAUGAGAUUAUAUAUUAACAAAAAAAUUUAAUGUCUAUUUGCAAUCAUAGAAAAAAUGGGUUCUUGCAGUACUAUAAGAAGAGCAAGAAAUGUAAAGAUUCAUUUAUUAUGUUCUUGUGCAAUUUGGUCUUUCCGUGUCAGAAUUUAGCUCCUGUUCAGUAUACAAGAAAGCAAGGUAAUUAGCAUGCUCUUUGGCUUUAUCCUUUUUUGGUUGUAGGUGAUUUGCCUGUUGUGAUUUCAUGCGCUAGUGUAGCUCUAACAGAUGCAGGGAUAAUGAUGUAUGACCUUGUAACUUCAGUUUCAGUGGUGCUGCAUUGUCCUUUUCAAUGUUUGUUGUUGGUUUGCUGCUUUCAUCUAAUCCUGAUGCCACGAGAGACCUGGUGCAGGUUCCAAGCAUGCUGUUUCAAGGUUCUUUGCUUCUUGGGCUCAUCAGUAGAGCCACUCUUGGUUAUGCAGAGUUUGAACAAGUUCCCUCGAAGGACUAGUACGCCAUCUGGGGUUCAUAGUCAAGCACAACAAUCUGAAGAACAGCUACAACAACAGCAACAAUAGCAUUAGCAGCAGCAACAACAUCAUCCAAACUAUAGUUUGAAGUAAAAAAUGUUCAAGAUUAUAAAAUUUUAUUAUGUUAUGCUUUCAAACUUAAGUUAGAACUAAUAUCUUAUGAAGUAGACACAUUCAUGGUUUGAAUUAGUUAUUUUUUAAUGUAAUACUUAUGGUUUAUCAAUUUAUUGAGAAUUACAUUUUAUGAUUAA